Messenger RNA from Setaria italica (foxtail millet), 748 nucleotides. RefSeq names its product histone H2B.11-like. The transcript has a single exon. Bases 100 to 534 code for a protein of 144 amino acids. Lineage: Eukaryota; Viridiplantae; Streptophyta; Magnoliopsida; Poales; Poaceae. Gene Ontology annotation, molecular function: structural constituent of chromatin; DNA binding; protein heterodimerization activity. Gene Ontology annotation, biological process: nucleosome assembly. Gene Ontology annotation, cellular component: nucleosome. The record is from RefSeq and is a predicted model, not a curated record.
AUUCCAUCAGUACGCAACCACACCGACCGACUUGACUCUUCCAGCCUCCUCGUGAGUUUCCUUCAACCUCCCGUCGUCUUCGUCUUCGAUCCGUGCGCGAUGGCGCCCAAGGCGGAGAAGAAGCCUGCGGAGAAGAAGCCCGCGGAGGAGAAGGCCGAGAAGGCCCCCAAGGCGGAGAAGAAGCCCAAGGCCGAGAAGCGGCUGCCGGCGUCCAAGGAGGGCGGCGACAAGAAGGGCAAGAAGAAGGCCAAGAAGAGCGUGGAGACCUACAAGAUCUACAUCUUCAAGGUGCUCAAGCAGGUGCACCCGGACAUCGGCAUCUCCUCCAAGGCCAUGUCGAUCAUGAACUCGUUCAUCAAUGACAUCUUCGAGAAGCUUGCGCAGGAGGCGGCGCGCCUCGCCAGGUACAACAAGAAGCCCACCAUCACGUCGCGCGAGAUCCAGACCUCGGUCCGCCUCGUCCUCCCCGGCGAGCUCGCCAAGCACGCCGUCUCCGAGGGCACCAAGGCCGUCACGAAGUUCACCUCCUCCUAGGUUGCUAGAUGAUGCCCCCCAUCCUUUGACCUUGUGUUCUGGCCGCCUCCUUCCCCUUCGUCAGGGGUUGAGGAUUAGUGUGUAAUUGGUGAUGCUGAUUUACGAAACAAUGAAAUGAAUGGUACUGCCACGUCUGGUAUCUGAAUAUCUUGUCACUGUAAUAAGCUCGCAAUUGAUAAUUCUCUUCAAUUUCUCGUUCUCCGUCUGAAUCUUA